CACCAUGGUUGUUUUGGUCUCUGCUGGUGUAGAACAGUCACCUGUCAGAAGGUAAAGCCACACUUCAACUGCACAGUCCUGUCCGCUGGUUCGAGGAGCCUCUUGAGGAUAAACAUUGUUAUGAUUCAUCCACGUUGAUGAAACAAACUGUGGAGUUGGAGACGGACAUUUAUAGUUACGUUUAACGGGAGCUAACAGCUAGCUAGCCUGUUAGCUCUCCUGUCAGCAGCAUGGACAGCUCUGCGCUGGAGCUCGAUGCUGUGACGUUUGCCAAAACCGCUGUCACCUACGACCAGGGUGGCAAAUACAACGAGGCUGUGUUCUACUACAAGGAGGCAGCCCAGGCCCUGAUAUAUGCCGGCAUGGCAGGGUCCAAACUGGAUGGAAUCCAGGACAAAGUGAAUGAGUACUUGGAUCGAGUCCAAGCCCUCCACAAUGCGGUCCAGCCCCAGAAGAGCGACCCGCUGAAGUCCCGGCAGCAGGUGGACCUGGAGCGCUCCCACUUCCUGGUCACCCAGGCCUUCGAGGAAGACGAGAAGGGAAAUGACGACGAAGCCGUUGAGCUGUACACUCAGGCUGUGGAGCUGUGCAUUAACGCGUCCAACGAGACAUCGGACCAGGCGCUGCAGACCAAGCUGAAGCAGCUGGCACGUCAAGCUUUAGACAGGGCGGAGGGCCUUAAAGAGUCCCAGUCCAGAUCAACUCUAACUCAGGACAGGGCGGGGCUUCCUGGAGCCAAGCCCAGCACCGGUGCCAGUUCUGGGGGACCGGUUCGACAGUUCUUCCCCCUCGGGCCAGACUUCAGCCUCCAGGACCGACCGCAGCCCCAGCCGGUCCGGGCGGUCCAGUCCAGCGAGCCCCAGGGUCAGCGCUACACGACCGACGAGAUCGAGGUUCUCAGGAGUACCUCCACCAUCAACGGCAUAGCCUACGUGCCCUUCAUGAGCGUGGACCUGAGGGAGCGAUUCGCCUUUCCCGUCCCUUUCUCGGACAAAACAGGGAAACUGGCGCUGUCCCCCAAACAGAAAGCCAUCUUCGCCCGCUGGGUCCGUCCAGACGAGAUCUGCAAUAACCCCACCAUGAUCAUGUCUGUGUCCAGCUUCAGCAUCAAACAGACGGUGGUGUCUGACUGUUCCUUUGUGGCGUCUCUCGCCAUCAGUGCGGCCUACGAGAGGCGCUACAACAAGAAGCUCAUCACCAGCGUCAUCUACCCUCAGAACAGACGAGGAGAACCAGAGUAUAACCCCUGUGGGAAAUACAUGGUCAAGCUCCACAUCAACGGAGUUCCCAGGAAGGUGAUCAUAGACGACUACCUGCCGGUGGAUCGUAACGGAGAGCUGCUGUGCUCGUACUCCAGCAACAGGAACGAGCUCUGGGUCUCCCUGACAGAGAAGGCCUACAUGAAGGUGAUGGGAGGCUACGACUUCCCCGGCUCCAACUCGAACAUCGAUCUGCACGCGCUCACCGGCUGGAUCCCUGAACGCAUCGCCAUGCACUCAGACAAUCAGUCCUUCAGCAAGGACGACACUUUCCGCAUGCUCUACCAGAGGUUUCACAGGGGCGACGUCCUCGUCACCACGGCAACAGGGGUGAUGACAGAGGAAGAAGGGGAGAAAUGGGGUUUAGUGCCAACACACGCCUACGCUGUCCUCGACAUCAGGGAUCACAAGGGAAUGCGUUUCCUGCAGCUGAAGAACCCGUGGAGUCAUCUGCGGUGGAAGGGCCGUUACAGCGAGAGAGACGAGAAGAACUGGACACCGGAGCUCCUCAAGUACCUCAACUUUGACCCCAAAACAGCACAGAAGUUUGAUAACGGUGUUUUCUGGAUCUGCUGGGAGGACCUCUGUCAGUACUAUGACGUCAUCUACCUGAGCUGGAACCCCGCCCUGUUCAAAGACUCCUCCUGUAUUCACAGUAGCUGGGAUGGGAAGCAGGGCCCAGUGAAGGACGUCUACAGUCUGGCCAACAAUCCCCAGUACAAGCUGGAGGUCCAGUGUCCGACGGGGGGGGCUGCUGUGUGGGUGCUGCUCACCAGACACAUCACUGACAAGGAUGAUUUUGCACAAAACAGGGAGUUUAUCACUCUUGUUGUUUACAAGACGGAAGGGAAGAAGGUUUACUACCCAGCCGACCCCCCUCCUUACAUCGACGGCAUCCGUAUCAACAGCCCCCACUACCUGACCAAGAUGAGGCUGACCAGUGCAGGAACACACACCUUCACACUGGUGGUGUCCCAGUACGAGAAACAGAACACCAUCAACUACACACUGCGGGUGUACUCCGGAUGCAAAUUCACCUUCUCCAAGAUCCCAAAUCCCUUCACUCAAACCAAAAGGAUCAACGGUCAGUGGAAGGGGCCCAGCGCUGGAGGCUGUGGGAACAACAAAGACUCCUACAAACACAACCCCAUCUACCAGAUCAACCUGGAGCGACCGGGGCCGCUGCUCGUUGAGCUCCGAGGGUCCAGGCAGUACAGCGUUGGCUUUGAGAUGGUGACGGUGUCGACGGUGGGGGAUCCCGGCCCGGCUGCCUCCCAGAAGAAGAACAGUGGAGAUUACAGGUGUGGCUUCUGCUACAUGGAGGCGGACCUCGUCCCAGCAGGCCUCUACAACGUCAUCCCCACCACCUUCCUCCCCAAACAGGAAGGACCCUUCUUCUUGGACUUUGCCAGCACCUCCCCCCUCAAGGUCUCUCAGCUCCAGUGAAGAUGGAGCUGGGAGAGAGGACACUGGGCAGGGACUGGGAGGGAGGUACUGGUAAAAGGUAUCGUUGGAUGUGAUGAGGUUAUCAAGGCCUCAAUAAAACACAAAGACCUCAGAAUGUGUCCGAGCCUUUUCCUCAGCUUCUCUCGCUGAAACCUUUACUGAGGACGGAUUGUGGGCUUGAACUUCAAUGAUGGUUUGAUGAUACCACGCAUGACAAGUGAAGAAACAUCAACAAGGAGCUUCAGUAGGGAAUGAAACCCAUCAAAAGUCAAGGCGCUUUGACGCACAACAUAAAAAACACUUCUAUCAAGAAUGAAAAGAUGAAAGUUAUAGUCACAGAGAGCUUUCUUUUGCCAAAAUAAGAUAAAGUAUUGAGCAUAGACUUCCUCGUUCUCGUGGCUCUCAUGAGAUGACAGUGAUAAUAUGACCACAUCCUGGACUCGACAGGAUGCAGAGAAGUAACAGGGUUAAAAAUGAACACCAGCCGACCGCUGCACACUCCUUUCAGUUUCAGCUUUGCUGAAAUGAGCACCUCAACAGUUCAGAAGCAUCCAGGAAGAGAGCCGAGCUUUGAAGUGUAGUUAACGUAGUGGCUACACAACUUCCUGGACCGUCAUGUGAUGCCAUGGGGCCCAAUAAUGUUUUUUCCCAUAGACUUACAUGAGGAAAGAAUGGCUGUAAAUCAACGGAUACAUUUUUUGAGGCAAAAAAAGCCCUUUUUUUAAAAAUCUUUACAUCACAUUAUCACUUCUCCACGUAAAGCAGAAGGAAGAACUGUUGUAGAAAUCAAUCUGGUCCCAGAUAUAAAUACAACAAAAUAAGAUAAUAAGCAAGAAACCAGGAAGAAAUACAGUUUAGGGUCAUGAUAACUCCUUUUUAUGGAAAGCUGUGGAAACAAACUCGUGCUUCAGAUGCUCACUACUGCAAAACAAGCUGAGAAGAAGAAGUUGGUUGAUACUGGCAGCCGCGAUGCCAAACAAAUGUAGGCCUCAGUCGCCCCUUUCUGUUGGUUUUGCUUUACCUUACGCUGAUCGGAUAGAUUUGAAUAGUCUGGAGACUCGUACAAAACAGUAAAAGCUGUUUAAAAAAAAGUCUGCAAGGAAGAAGGAACAGUAAGUUUCUUUAAAUGACCGUGAAGGUUGUUUUUUUAAAUCUCAGGAGCAGCACCACAGGGAAUCCAGUAGGGCAGCAGUUGAAUGAUGAUGUCUCUUCAUGUGGACAGGUAUCACAAACUGUAUGUGUUAUACCUGUGUGUGUGUGUGUGUGUGUGUGUGUGUGUGUGCAUAUGCAUGACUGUCACUAUCAACCUUCUAAAGGUAAGGAAAUGAAAAUGUAUUGCCAAGUACACAUACUCUGUUUACUUUGUUUUGUUGACAUACUGCACUUUUUUUCAUUUGUCAUUAUGAUUGCUGUCAAACGAAAUAUAUGGAAAAUAAAAUGUCACUUUGUUUCUUCAACGCAAGCAGUUUAAACGGUUUUCAGGAAGCUGCUCACCUUGUUUCCUCCCCUUGUUUCCUCCCCUUGUGUUGAACUAUGGAAAGGUUCACCCAUCAGCAGUAUGUCCUGUACAAAUGUUAUGUGAGAUUUCUUUUAUUUUUUUGGGGGGUCACACUUCUUCAUUUCCUUUCCAGAAUUCAAAUGAAAAGUCUACGACGGACGGCUGACACUUUUGCAUCGCCCUUUAGUUACAGAUGUUUACAUGGAGGGUUGAUGGUAAAGUGAGUCUGAGUGCAGUGAACAGGAGGGUUAGUGUUGGGGCUUCUCUACGUGUCGUCACAUGAAGUUGUUCUGUGUUUACGGAGCGCGAUCCACACCUGGAAGCUGCUCGAGUGAAUCCAAAGCCAAACAUAAUGCAACUUGUUUUGUCUGAACUGUUAAAAAAAAAACCAAAAUUUUGAUUUACGUUGAUAUAGAACAUCAGCAUUAACAGGACGGAGUGCAAAAACGUUUUCACAAUAUAAUCCACAAAACUUUUUUUUUUACGUUUUCAUUAUGUUAACACACUUUGGCUUUGCUUUACGAUCAUUCAAUUUUUUUUAUGUCCCAUGAAAAAGCCGCUGAGUUCACAUUAUUCAUGUGCAAAUGUUGGGCCUGGUUCAUUGAAAUGCUUCUUGGGAGCAUGGAGACACUUUUCACUCAUAACAGUUAACAAUAAUUCAAAACAGAGCCAUCGCUGACUGUAAAUUCACUAUAAAUGCUGUUGUGCUUAAAGGUUGAAAUGUUUAAUUCAGAGUGAAAUAUAGCUUUAAACAACCAUAGCCAAGUAUUUUUGUCAAAUAUCCAUUUGUUGAAUGAUUGUCUAACUCUGUUAUUAUUAUGAAUGCCAUAUCUCUCUGUUAACAUAUUAAGUUAUGUCAUUUUAAUUGGCAACAUGCCGAAUAAUUUAAAUUGUGCAGCAGGACAAUCUUGCAACCUGUUGUGUGAAUGAUGAUGUAAUGUUUGCGGAACUUGCACUAAAUGUUGGGUCGACUAACGUGUUCAAACUUCGAAUACAGAAAAUGGU
Anoplopoma fimbria (sablefish) is the source of this 5208-nucleotide messenger RNA. It is a transcript of the gene capn7, whose product is annotated as calpain 7. Gene Ontology annotation, molecular function: calcium-dependent cysteine-type endopeptidase activity. Gene Ontology annotation, biological process: proteolysis. NCBI's taxonomy places the organism in Eukaryota, Metazoa, Chordata, Actinopteri, Perciformes, Anoplopomatidae. The coding region runs from base 231 to 2705 and encodes 824 amino acids. The record is from RefSeq and is a predicted model, not a curated record. The transcript is spliced from 21 exons.